CUCUGCUCGUGUUGCUGUGUUUGAGUUGCAGUUCUCUCAGUGACCGGAGGGGGGCGCUGUUUUCACAGUUGGUGAACUACCUCUAUUUGGCGAAGGACUAUGUUGUAAAAAUCUUUCAAACUGUUAAUUAUCGGUGACUCCGAGCCUGUCUUGGGUGGUCAGCCCGGUGCAUCUGGGGACCGUGUGACCGACUCUCUCUAAGGACCGCGGCCGGUCCCGGGUUGGACGGCGUCGGACGACCUGCUCAGCGGUUUUCUGAUCUCUGACUGGAGGUUUUACUGCAAACCCAAGUUAGCUCAACAGCUAAUCCUAAAAGUCGCGUCACCUGUGCGGACUCGAAAUAAAAGUUCCCCGUGAAGCCGGGACAGCCGGGUGAGUUUUAACCGUCCGCAGUUACCAAACUUUGAGGCGAGUGUUUUUGCGCGCGGUUCGUAUUUUAACUCGCUUUCACGCAGCCGUUAAAUUUGCGUUGGAGACAGCGGCGAGUGAAGCGCAGCUGCGGGAUCACAAAUGUCGAUCAGACCCGCAGUCACACACGGAUAAGGGCUUUAGUUUUUGGAGGGAAAUGCGGUAGAGAGCGGGCAGCCUCGGUGUUCAGCCCGCUGACUCGGCGACUCUGGGUUUGCCGCUCGUGAGGCCUGCGGGUCGGGCUUCCACCGGGCUUGAGUAGAGCCCGACGCCGCAGUUGAAGGGUCGAAGGCCGGCUACUGGCGCUGCCACCGCCGGGCCUGCGGACCAAGGUAUGGAACGGAUGGAGGUGGACCAGUGCGCAGGCGCAGCUGGCGGGGCAGGAGGCGGGGCACUCCGCAGGUCGAACAGCGCCCCCAUGAUCACCAGUGUCAGUGAUGCGAUGACGGUCUUCAGCCCUGUGUCUUCGGCUCGAUACAGACGAAGCAGCGUUUCCAUCAACCCCAGCUGUCCUUCACAGCUCGUCCCUCUCUCUCCUUUCUCUCUGACUGGAGACAGACUGGACCAGAAGAGGCAGGAGGAGAACAUGGAGAUGACGCUCAGAGGUAGUCUGCAGAGACUGAGUGCUUCCAGUCUGAUCCCAGUUCCUCCAGUCAGUCAGUGGCACGACCAUGCUUCAGUGUGGUUUCAGUCGCAGGACAGCGGCAUCACACCCAACUCCUCCCCAAGUCCAACCAGGAGGUUCAGACCAGCGGUCAGCGCCACUGUCAGAUGGCCGGCACUAACUCCACUGAAGAGGAAAGGUGGGGUAGAGUCCGACGGCCCCCCAAAGAAGCUCUUUGUUGCCGGGGUAACAGAUCCCGCCCACCGCAGCAGCUACACGGUCAGUGUCUCUCAGUCGACGGCAGACUCUCCACCAGCAGGAGGCGUCAGUCCUCAAUCCAGCCCUCUGUCCCUGUCUCCUCCCCCCUCCUUCACCCCCUUCAGCUCCCACCAGCACCCUGGACACUAAACCUCCCGUCUCACCCAGAGUCCUGACCCGGUCACUGUGGGUGCCGACCGCCCACCAGCAACUCCACAGACCCCCAAAAAACCUGGAGGAAUAUGGACCCUCAUUGCACCUUAUUUCUGUUUGAAGUGUCUGCCAGCAUCACUGUAAGUCCCGCCUCUUCCUGUGACCACAUGUGACGGACAGAAGAACAGGAGGUCAAGAUCUGAAGGUCGAGACGUUUCUUCACCCUCCCUUCAGCCUGGUUUCCUGUCCUCUAGAAGCUCCAGAUUUAAGUUCCUUAUCUGUCCAUCAACUAUUCCAAAUCUGGUUGGAUAUUUAAAACCAGUAUCACUCACCUUAUCGGACGCAGUCGCUAUUUGGUCAAUCCCAGUUCAGUCCGGACAGAAAGACUUGAGGGUCCAAGCAUGAACCCAGUCCUCCUCAAAUCAGACAGUCUACAGAAGAUUCAUCAUCAGUAUCAUCACGACAUGAAGAUCGUGAAAAAAACCUUUGGGAAAUUUUUUGAGAAACUGACACACUGGUUGUGUCGUCGGGCUUAAGGCUGGAAUUACGUUUAUGCAAAGAUUCACAUAAACAGUCUGUGCAGACUUGGGAUAGGUGGAGGUGUUGAACCUGAGUACCAAACAGCGAAGAGGAAUAAAGUUAAUUAAUUGUUAUACACAUUGACUGAUAUGGCGUACAAGGAUAAAAGAACAAAGCACAUGGAUGUCUCUGAACAAGCCCUUGAAGAUUUUCUCUUCGGGUUGGACAAUCACAUCGAAUGGUUCUGUUCGAUUAGUUCUGCAGACGCUCUGGAGGCUGCCCAUCGGAGGACACAGCUGGGGUCCGAUCUGACCAAUCAGUCAGUGUUUUUUUUAAAUGAAGUUUUAGAUCUUCUAUCAAUCAUCCGGAGUUUCUGAAGAAGCUGUAAAAAGGUCUUGAGUUGUAAUCAAGACUCUGAUGCAGGAGACGAAAAAAGGUUGAUCCGAAUCGUCAAGGCGCUUCUGGAAGGUUGUGGUUCCACCUUCAUUGAACUAAAGGAUGCUUUUUGUCCUGGAGUUGUACUUGUUGUUGGAAAUCAAGUAUGUAAAUUGAGCUUUCUGUCAGGAAGACGUACAAAUGAACAGAUUUAUUUAGACAAGGUCCUGAGGCCGAAGUCAUGAGUGUUCAUGACCGGUGGAUCUGAAGAGUCGCAUCUAGACUCUGCCAGCAGGGGGUUACAAUCUUUAGUCAACAAGACAAAUUACUAAAUAUACAGAAACCUGAAAAGCUGUUUGUCUAAAAUGAAAAACCACAGUCAGCAGUGGUAUUUUUUAGUCUAAACCAGCUAACUCCUGAGACAAACAUGAAAUUCAGCAGCUGAACAUAGUUUCAGUCAAUGAAGCCGAAGAUUUUUGUGUUUUAACGAAAUGUUUUAGUUGUCUGUCACAGCCGAGUCACCCUGACUGAAGCCUUCUGGUUUUUCCAGAAGAAACUCGACAGACUUCAAAUAUUCGUCUACAGUUUGUUAAACUUUGGUCGAUGGUUUCACCGUAGGAGGGUGGUUUUGUUUUGUUUGUGGGAUGAGUUUGAUAAACUGACUCCCGGUCAGUAGUAGAAUGAAGAACUCGUGGUCUGCAGCACCACAUUCGUUUGUUAAUAGUGUAUCUAUAUGUGAAUAUUGACAGUCGGAGCAGCUGAUAUGUGCUCACUUUUCUUUAGCCUGUAGGGUUUGAUUGUACAUAUUGAAUCUGCAGGAAGCAACCGUGCUCUUCCCUUCUAAAGGUGCAUUUAUAUUUUUACUUUUUCAUCUCCCAGUUAGUUUCCUCUCUGACCGACUUCACUUUGUUCUACUUGAAAUCAACCACAUUGUCCUUCCAAAGCAUUUCAGUUCUCGCUGAGUAGUUCAUGAAGGUCAUCUGAUUGGUUAAAGACAGCUCAACAACAGUCAGUAAUAAUUCUUACUUUCUCUGCACUUGUCCGAUAUAUCUAUUAUACUUAUUCUGAAAAAGGACUGAUCAAAACCAGUCUUGAUCGUUGAACCAGUCUUAUUUUCCCAUUUCAGAGAAUUCCCCUUAAUUUAAGAAGUCACCAGUUGUAGUCGAUGGUAGUCCUAGGGCUGGGCAAUAAUUCAAUAUUUUCAUUGAUUGACUUUAGUUUAAUUACAUUGUGAUGACAUGAACUUAUGUUUCUACAAACUUCUGUUGUCCCAGUAAGUUAGUCUGAGCAGGCUGUAGGUAAAAAACUAACUCAGAACAGCGAGACAGUUCAUUUUGAACAUCUGUUUAUUUGAUGGGAUUUUGCACAUAUCUCCUGUAUCUUAUACCGAAAAAUAUCGGAAUUAAUCUGCGUUUUUGUUCUGAACAGUUCUUGGGGAAGCUCCACGGUGAGCAGUUCCUCUCAGAGAGUCCCCAGAACUUCAAACCUUCAAGGGCUUUUUUCUAUUUGCAUUUGCACCAGCCAACAGGAACACUGAAGUGACGUAAGCCGACCGAUGUUUGGUAUAGCAAAGUCAAAAGUUGUAUUUCCCCCCAUCACAUAUACUCUCAGUAAAACCAGGACUUCCUGUCAGUCCAUUUAAGUUUUGUUCCAUUUUUUACAGGUUACAAGACGUUACCUGCUAUUGUUUACACAGCAGAUGUUUUUUAAAAUGGUGGUUGCCAAUGCUGCAUUAGCUCGCAUUCUACCGAUCACCCCACACUGUUCUUAGAGCUAUGAGAAAAUUCCUCCAGUCCAAAUCGCCUAAUAUUGAAAUUAUGUUGUCAACUAUAUCACCCAGCCCUAGAUGGUCUUGCUAAUAUUUUAAUGGUUUCAUUGCAAAAUGGACGACACAAUGCUCAAGCUGUGAUUGGCUCAUGAGUGGUCGGAUAGGUGUAGAUGUGAGAUUUUUCUUCUUUGAAAUUAUUGUAAAAAUUCAGUACGAGUGCACAAAACUGUGACUUGAGUCUGAGUCACAGAUUCAUAAAGCCACCUCACCGAUCCGGUCGUUGGUGUUGGUGGUGAGGGUUUCAGAAAACGAGCUGCUGUUCUGCUUCCAACUUUUGCACUUGCACAGUAUUGUACAGUUUUGUACUAUCACUCAUCAUCGUGCCUAAACAUGUCGUCAUAUUUUAAAGGAGCGACAGUCGGGUUGUUUUUCCUCACCUGUUGACACAUCAGAUCUGAGAGAUUUUACUUCCCACGCUGACAGGAAGCUCUUUUCUCAGAGCGUCCUGGUCUUUUAUAAUCACCUGACCUGUCACCUGUGAGAUAUGUUUGUACAUAGAGUCUGUAAUAAGCUGUUUUUAUGGAAGUGUCUUUAAUCUCCCCUCCCCCUAAGAAAAAAAGCGAUGAAUUGAUGUGAGUCGGUGAGUGUGGUUCGCUGCUCAUUCAGCUGCUCCAACACUUCUGAGUUCAUUUUAAAAAAUCUUUCCAAAUCUUUUUUUUUUUUUUUAGUGACAGGAUUUGACAUUGUAUUUUCUAUUAUCUCGACUUUGCACAGUGCUAGUUAGAUUAUUUUGAUUGGUAACAUAUCGCCAUGUAAGAAAUGCUGAUACAUUUUGCUGCUUUUUCUGUUUUUCCUGCUUUAUUUCUCGACUUGUUACCGUCUCUGAGAGUCUACCCUGUUUCUGAGAAAUGCACUUGAAGCCGAAAAUAAUUCCAAAUUAGUUUGGGUCAGUUGUCGUUCAGACUUCCUCCCUGUAUACAGGAACGAAAACAUAGCUUUAACCAAAACUCCUAAUCCAAACCCCGCAGAUACCUCAGUUUUUAGCGUCAACAUUUGCAAAUUUCUGACAAACUGUCUUAUUUCAAAUCAGUAUGAAAAUAAAUUGGCUUUUAUUUGUUUUCGCACAGGAAUUGUCUUGUGGUGGGGGGAAAAAAGUGUAGUUACAGGUUUUAGUUUAAGCAAAACAUGUAGAGAAACAUUUACACAAGAUUUAAAUUACUAAUAAUUUGCAGACUGAGGUGGUGAGAAGCAGGAUAGACUUUUCUCAGAGGUAACGACACGCUGCCAAAUUCAUAUAGCUGUACAGACACAAACUGUAGCUUUAAGACAAUUUUCUUUGUGUUAUUUUUAACUUUGCACACUCACCAUACUGUUGGUAAGUAUGAAGAGAGAAACUGCUUUUAUGUAGCUGGAUCAAAAUGUGACGUGGACUCUUAUCUUUGUAGUUGAACGUCAGUAGUUUUCACUCUGGUGCUUGAACGAGUUUCUGCUUCAAAGAAUGUUUUUUAAAGCCAAAAAUUCUUCAUCAAAAUGCAACUUAAUUGUAAUAUUAGAAAAACAGUAUUCAUUUGUGUGUGUUUUCUGUCUCUCCUCUUGGCCUUUAUGCCCUCACUGAAUUUCCCUCUCUUGGCUUUCUUCAGAUGUUUAAAGCAUCCCAUCGUACCACAGAUUCCCAGAAAUGUCUUAGGGCUGAAAUCAUUGAAGUCCAGUUUUAUUAUGGCUUUUGUAGGUAAAAAUAAAAAACUGUUUGGUUGUCGGGUAAUGUUCUGAAAAAAAAAAAACUCAGAAUUUCUAAGAUUAAAGGUUUAA
This is a messenger RNA of Lates calcarifer (barramundi perch), 5894 nucleotides long. Its product is annotated as P2R1A-PPP2R2A-interacting phosphatase regulator 1. The record is from RefSeq and is a predicted model, not a curated record. The transcript has 9 exons. The coding region runs from base 743 to 1420 and encodes 225 amino acids. NCBI's taxonomy places the organism in Eukaryota, Metazoa, Chordata, Actinopteri, Centropomidae. Gene Ontology annotation, molecular function: protein serine/threonine phosphatase inhibitor activity.